AUGGGGAAUGUGGUGAAGGAGAUGUCAUGCCGAGAGCGUGGUAGAGGCCGUCAUGGGAGUCGCGGCAGCCCCAUGUCUGGUAGGGGUAGCAACUCUGCCCGCGCCGAUGACAUUGUAAAGUUUUCGGACACCGCUUUUCGCGGUUUAGAUGAGCAAGAGGUGGCGAUGGAGCCCCCAGCUUCGACAGGUUUGGGGUCGGGGAGAGGCCCCAACAUAGAGAUGCCGACACUGAGUCAUCCGAGCCACCGAAGACAUCUGUCUUUGUUAGGCCAUGGGUUUAAAGAUGCCCAUGUUAUCCGAGAGAUGACGACUAUCUUCAGGUCUUCCUUUGCUGGUCUGUGGCAUAGAUGGAAGGAAGUACCUCAGAAAGCACGUGACUUGAUGUUCCAGCGCUUUAGGACUAAGUUCCAGUGGGAACCUGAGCUGGAUGACACGGUUCACGAUUUAUGGACCAAAGCCAUGCACAACAGGUACUCUGACUGGAUGAGCUCUGCACGUGAUUGGGCCGUGGCACAGGCCUAUCCUGGUGAUCAGCAAUGGGAUGGUGAGGACUUCUCACGGAUUAGAUUACGUCAUCCCGUAUGGAUACCAAAUAGGUUUUGGCUGCAGAUGAUUGACACAGUUUGGGAUACCGAGGCUUGGAAAAGGAAAUCCAAGAUCAAUAGGGCCAAUCAGAACACCCAGUUUGAGGGGGUGUCGUCCAGACACACUGGGGGAUCGAUUAGUACGGUACAACAUCGAGACAGGAUGGCACAAGUAAUGGGUCGUGAGCCAACUGCUACUGAGGUGUUUGAGCGCACUCACUGYACGAACCGGAAGUUCGAUCAAGGUUCGUCCGACCCGCCUACCGAUCCUCCUCAGUUCAGUUACYCGAAAGCUGCUAGGUAUCAUGAGCGAUUUCAAUCGUUUAGGGGUGAGUCACAAUCUAGUACCGACAGCCCUCUCCCUGAUGAGGCAUCUCUUUGGGAGCAAAGUGUCGGAGGACGGAGGAAAGGCCGAAUAUUUGGUUUCGGGACCACCCAGGAUCCCUCUUAUGCCAUGAGGGGUAGAUGUAGCAGUAGCGGGUCAUCAUACGAGUCAAGAGCGGAGGUACGUUGGUUACAUUGUUAA
Molecule: messenger RNA, 1110 nt
Organism: Cynara cardunculus var. scolymus (artichoke)
Lineage: Eukaryota; Viridiplantae; Streptophyta; Magnoliopsida; Asterales; Asteraceae
Exons: 7
Coding region: 1-1110 (369 amino acids)
Source: RefSeq, a predicted model, not a curated record